Molecule: messenger RNA, 5305 nt
Organism: Phyllostomus hastatus (greater spear-nosed bat)
Lineage: Eukaryota; Metazoa; Chordata; Mammalia; Chiroptera; Phyllostomidae
Gene: ABCC9
Product: ATP binding cassette subfamily C member 9
Exons: 40
Coding region: 263-4912 (1549 amino acids)
Biological process (GO): transmembrane transport; potassium ion transport
Cellular component (GO): membrane
Molecular function (GO): sulfonylurea receptor activity; ATP binding; ABC-type transporter activity
Source: RefSeq, a predicted model, not a curated record
GCCCAGAGCAGUUUGUGCAAUUUAGAAACUCGAUAGGAGGCAGCAGCUGAUCUCCCACCACCCUAAAAAUAAUCCACUCAGGCGCGCUGCGUGCUUCGGCUAGGGGAGGAAAACUCUGCCUUCGGAAUAAGAGUUCUGUUUCCCGGGGUGAAAUGUACGCUUAAGCCAGUGUAGGAAGCCGGUGUUUUGAAGGUAGAGCGAGUACACCAGUAGGGGUUUGAAGCAGCGUCAGAUUGUCCAAGAGUGAACCAUAUAAUAAGAAAUGAGCCUUUCAUUCUGUGGUAACAACAUUUCUUCAUAUAAUAUCUAUGGUGGUGUUUUACAAAAUUCCUGCUUUGUGGAUGCCCUCAACCUGGUUCCUCAUGUCUUCCUGUUGUUUAUCACUUUUCCAAUAUUGUUUAUUGGGUGGGGCAGUCAAAGCUCAAAAGUACAAAUUCAUCACAACACAUGGCUUCACUUUCCUGGACAUAACCUGAGAUGGAUUCUUACAUUUGCUCUCCUAUUUGUGCAUGUUUGUGAAAUUGCAGAAGGCAUAGUUUCAGAUUCACGCCGGGAAUCGCGGCAUCUCCACCUCUUCAUGCCGGCCGUGAUGGGAUUUGUUGCUACGACAACAUCAAUAGUAUAUUAUCAUAACAUUGAAACAUCAAAUUUUCCUAAAUUACUUUUAGCUCUAUUCCUGUAUUGGGUAAUGGCCUUUAUUACAAAAACCAUAAAAUUGGUCAAGUACUGGCAGUCUGGUUGGGGAGUGUCAGAUCUGCGCUUCUGCAUCACAGGCAUAAUGGUCAUCUUGAAUGGACUCCUGAUGGCUGUGGAGAUCAACGUCAUUCGGGUCAGAAGAUAUGUUUUCUUCAUGAAUCCUCAGAAAGUAAAGCCUCCUGAAGACCUCCAGGAUCUGGGUGUGAGAUUUCUUCAACCAUUUGUAAAUUUACUGUCAAAAGCAACAUACUGGUGGAUGAACACACUUAUCAUAUCUGCUCAUAAAAAGCCUAUUGAUCUGAAGGCAAUUGGAAAGUUACCAAUAGCAAUGAGGGCGGUAACAAAUUAUGUUUGCCUGAAAGAUGCCUAUGAGGAACAAAAGAAAAAAGUAGCAGAUCAUCCAAACCGGACUCCCUCCAUAUGGCUAGCAAUGUAUAGAGCUUUUGGGCGACCAAUUCUACUGAGUAGCACAUUCCGUUAUCUUGCUGACUUACUGGGUUUUGCUGGACCUCUCUGUAUUUCUGGAAUAGUGCAGCGUGUGAAUGAAACCCAGAAUGGGACAAAUAACACAACAGGAUAUUCAGAAACCCUCUCAUCAAAGGAAUUUCUUGAAAAUGCUUAUGUUCUAGCAGUUCUUCUUUUCUUGGCCCUUAUUCUGCAAAGGACGUUUUUGCAGGCUUCGUACUAUGUAACCAUAGAGACGGGCAUUAACCUCCGUGGAGCUCUGCUGGCCAUGAUAUACAAUAAAAUCCUUAGACUUUCUACAUCUAAUUUAUCCAUGGGUGAGAUGACCUUGGGACAGAUUAAUAACUUGGUUGCCAUUGAAACCAAUCAACUCAUGUGGUUCUUGUUCCUGUGUCCCAAUCUAUGGGCCAUGCCUGUUCAGAUCAUAAUGGGAGUGAUCCUGCUCUAUAAUUUACUGGGGUCGAGCGCAUUAGUCGGUGCAGCUGUCAUUGUGCUCCUCGCGCCAAUUCAGUACUUCAUCGCCACAAAGUUGGCAGAAGCUCAGAAGAGCACUCUUGAUUAUUCCACCGAGAGACUGAAGAAAACAAAUGAAAUAUUGAAAGGCAUCAAACUUCUGAAGUUGUAUGCCUGGGAGCACAUCUUUUGCAAAAGUGUGGAAGAAACAAGAAUGAAAGAACUAUCCAGUCUCAAAACCUUUGCCCUUUAUACAUCACUCUCCAUCUUCAUGAAUGCAGCGAUUCCCAUAGCAGCCGUUCUCGCUACGUUUGUGACCCAUGCGUACGCCAGUGGGAAUAGCCUGAAACCUGCGGAGGCCUUUGCUUCGCUGUCUCUCUUUCACAUCCUGGUCACCCCGUUGUUCCUGCUGUCCACCGUGGUCAGGUUUGCAGUGAAAGCCAUCAUAAGCGUUCAAAAGUUGAAUGAGUUUCUCUUGAGUGAUGAGAUUGGUGAUGACAGCUGGCGAACUGGUGAAGGUUCUCUUCCUUUUGAGUCCUGUAAGAAACACACUGGAGUUCAGCCGAAAACUAUAAACAGGAAACAGCCUGGGAGAUAUCACCUGGACAGCUAUGAGCAAUCAACAAGACGUCUACGUCCUGCAGAGACCGAGGAUAUUGCCAUAAAGGUCACAAAUGGGUACUUUUCAUGGGGCAGUGGUUUAGCUACGUUAUCUGAUAUAAAUAUUCGAAUCCCAACAGGUCAGUUAACCAUGAUUGUGGGCCAAGUGGGAUGUGGGAAGUCAUCUCUUCUCCUUGCCAUCCUCGGUGAGAUGCAGACACUGGAAGGAAAAGUUCACUGGAGCAAUGUAAAUGAAUCUGAACCUUCUUUUGAAGCAACCAGAAGUAGGAGCAGAUAUUCUGUGGCUUAUGCAGCUCAAAAGCCCUGGCUAUUGAAUGCAACAGUAGAAGAAAAUAUUACCUUUGGAAGUCCUUUCAACAAACAGAGGUAUAAAGCUGUCACAGAUGCUUGUUCUCUUCAGCCAGAUAUUGACUUACUACCAUUUGGAGACCAAACUGAAAUUGGAGAAAGGGGCAUCAACCUGAGUGGGGGUCAGAGGCAAAGAAUCUGUGUGGCACGAGCUCUCUAUCAAAACACCAAUAUUGUCUUCUUGGAUGACCCGUUCUCCGCCCUGGACAUUCACUUGAGUGAUCACUUAAUGCAGGAAGGGAUUUUGAAAUUUCUCCAAGAUGACAAGAGGACACUCGUCCUCGUGACUCACAAGUUACAGUAUCUAACACAUGCUGACUGGAUCAUAGCCAUGAAGGAUGGAAGUGUGCUAAGGGAAGGGACUUUGAAGGACAUUCAAACCAAAGAUGUUGAGCUUUAUGAACACUGGAAAACACUUAUGAAUCGGCAAGAUCAAGAAUUAGAAAAGGACAUGGAAGCUGACCAAACUACUUUAGAGAGGAAAACUUUGAGAAGAGCCAUGUAUUCCAGAGAGGCCAAAGCCCAAAUGGAGGAUGAAGAUGAAGAAGAAGAAGAGGAGGAAGAUGAGGAUGACAACAUGUCCACAGUGAUGAGGCUCAGGACUAAAAUGCCAUGGAAAACCUGUUGGCGCUACCUCACUUCUGGAGGAUUCUUCUUGCUCUUUCUCAUGAUUUUCUCUAAGCUUUUGAAGCAUUCAGUCAUUGUAGCUAUAGACUACUGGCUGGCCACAUGGACAUCGGAGUACAGCAUAAACAAUACUGGAAAAGCCGAUCAGACCUACUACGUGGCUGGGUUUAGCAUACUCUGUGGAGCAGGAAUUUUCCUCUGCCUUGUCACAUCUCUCACUGUGGAAUGGAUGGGUCUCACAGCUGCCAAAAAUCUUCACCACAAUCUCCUUAAUAAGAUAAUUCUUGGACCAAUAAGAUUCUUUGAUACCACACCCCUGGGACUAAUUCUCAAUCGCUUUUCAGCUGAUACAAAUAUCAUUGAUCAGCACAUCCCGCCGACUUUGGAAUCUCUCACUCGCUCAACGUUGCUCUGCCUGUCUGCCAUUGGCAUGAUUUCCUAUGCUACCCGUGUGUUCCUGGCUGCCAUUGUGCCUCUUGGAGUCGCCUUUUAUUUUAUCCAGAAAUACUUCCGAGUGGCCUCUAAGGACCUCCAGGAACUUGACGAUAGCACCCAGCUCCCUCUGCUUUGCCACUUCUCAGAGACAGCUGAAGGCCUCACCACCAUUAGGGCAUUUAGGCACGAAACCAGAUUUAAGCAACGUAUGCUGGAACUGACGGACACAAACAACAUUGCCUACUUAUUUCUCUCAGCUGCCAACAGAUGGCUAGAGGUCAGAACGGAUUACCUUGGAGCUUGCAUUGUUCUCACUGCAUCUAUUGCAUGCAUUAGUGGGUCUUCCAAUUCUGGAUUGGUGGGCUUAGGUCUUCUCUAUGCACUCACAAUAACCAAUUAUUUGAACUGGGUGGUGAGGAACCUGGCUGACCUGGAGGUCCAGAUGGGGGCAGUGAAGAAAGUGAACAGUUUCUUGACUAUGGAGUCUGAGAACUAUGAAGGCACCAUGGAUCCUUCUCAAGUUCCAGAACACUGGCCACAGGAAGGGGAGAUCAAGAUUCAUGAUCUGUGUGUGAGAUAUGAAAAUAAUCUGAAACCUGUUCUUAAGCACGUUAAGGCUUACAUCAAACCUGGGCAAAAGGUGGGCAUAUGUGGUCGCACUGGCAGUGGCAAGUCGUCAUUAUCUCUGGCUUUCUUCAGAAUGGUUGACAUAUUUGAUGGAAAGAUUGUCAUUGAUGGGAUUGACAUUUCAAAACUGCCACUGCACACACUACGUUCUAGACUUUCAAUCAUCCUGCAAGAUCCAAUACUAUUUAGUGGUUCUAUUAGAUUUAAUUUAGAUCCAGAAUGCAAAUGCACAGAUGACAGACUCUGGGAAGCUCUAGAAAUUGCUCAGUUGAAGAAUAUGGUCAAAUCCCUACCAGGAGGUCUAGAUGCAGUUGUCACUGAAGGUGGGGAGAACUUUAGUGUCGGACAGAGGCAGCUGUUUUGCCUUGCUAGGGCCUUUGUCCGCAAGAGCAGCAUUCUCAUCAUGGAUGAAGCCACUGCGUCCAUUGACAUGGCCACGGAAAACAUUUUGCAGAAAGUAGUAAUGACAGCUUUUGCAGACCGCACCGUUGUUACAAUAGCUCAUCGGGUUCACACUAUUCUGACGGCAGACCUAGUGAUUGUGAUGAAGCGAGGAAAUAUUUUAGAGUAUGACACUCCAGAAAGCCUCUUGGCUCAGGAAGAUGGAGUAUUUGCUUCUUUUGUUCGUGCAGACAUGUAAAGGGAAGUCUUAAAACGACACACGUAUUAAAAAUUAUUCAGUCAUAACCUACUCAUUGGAUCAUCGGCCUGACCUUUGGAAAGUGCUAUCUUAAACUUUUAUGCAUUUUUAUAAAGCUUACUUGCUAUGUUGUAGAACUUUGUAAUUAGUAACAAUGUCACUUUACCACUGAAUAUUGUAUUUCCUGUGUUGACUUUUCUUCUUUCGCAUUUGUGUUUUGUUUUCCAAGAUAUUACUGGCUAAUAUAUUCAUUACUGAUGUUUUUCUAAUGAUUAAACCAUUUUAGCUUUAAGGUUGUAUCAAGACAUGUAAGCUUCUUUAAAUGUUAAAUCAACAGAUAUGUUUUCUAUAAUUUUAAGUCUAAUAAAUAUCUCUCAGACAUAGAAAUUAAAA